Molecule: messenger RNA, 6699 nt
Organism: Synchiropus splendidus (mandarinfish)
Lineage: Eukaryota; Metazoa; Chordata; Actinopteri; Syngnathiformes; Callionymidae
Gene: adamts10
Product: ADAM metallopeptidase with thrombospondin type 1 motif, 10
Exons: 25
Coding region: 386-3799 (1137 amino acids)
Biological process (GO): proteolysis; extracellular matrix organization
Cellular component (GO): extracellular matrix
Molecular function (GO): metalloendopeptidase activity
Source: RefSeq, a predicted model, not a curated record
GUGGAGGUAGAAGGAGUCGAAUCUCCCCAGUCACCCGCCGGCGCCUCCUCCACGGCCGAGGAAAAGACUUCAGCGCGGACUCCAGUUCUGGAACUGGGUAGGCUGAUCCAAACCACGACUGCUGAGCCCCUUGACAUAUCCUCGCAGCGAUAUUCUUUGUGUAUGAGGACUUCUACAGGAUUCUUGACCACUUGACGUCGGAGACACACUGGAGGCUGUGAUGUCGUUCUGAAACUUUCGGAAGCUCUAAAACCAUGGCCGUCCGAAGAGCAAAGCUGUCGCACUCCUAGGCGAGGGGGAUCCUAGAGGGCAGGAGACAUGUUGGGACAGACGCCUUGGGACCACUGCACUGAAUUCUUUUACUAUAGCUGCUACUGUAGUAACCAUGGAAACAUUUUGGAGGACCAGUUUGGUUUGCACAGUCACUGUUCUCAUGGUUGUCACAGUGAUCGCAGGAGGUCACAGGGAUGAGCAUGCUCAGUCACAAGCUGCCUUCUUAUCCAGUCUGGCCCACUAUGAGAUUGCCAUUCCAGUGCGCAUUGGACCUGAUGGUGAAAAGGUAGAGGCAGAAACACCACAACGCCAUAGAAGACGAAGAAGAAGCACCGAAGAAAAGCAUCCAGAUCCUGUCUUUUACCAGCUCUCUACACCUGCUAACAACUUUCUACUGAACCUGACACUGCAAGGAAGCUUGUUGUCUCGCCAGUUCCGGGUGGAGUACUGGAAAAAGGGCAGACUGGCAUGGAGUCACCCUUACUCUCCCCACUGCCAUUAUGUAGGACAUCUCCAAGGUCAGCCACACUCGAGCAAAGUGGCCCUCAGCAACUGCAAGGGAUUGCAGGGGGUGAUUGUUGCUGGAGGCGAAGAAUACUUAAUUGAGCCCCUCGUGUCACCGGACAACCAGACCAACACGGAGAGGUGGGAUAGAGCAGAGGGGCACCCUCAUGUGGUUUACAAGAGAUCAUCUCUUCGCCAUCAGUACAAGGGACAAUCUUGUGGCGUCAUUGAUGAGAAACCGAUAAAGGGAUGGUCAUGGUGGCAACGAACCCUGAAGACGCCUCCUCAUCAUGUUGGACGUGGCCAACUUCCCCUGAAGCGUUCGGUGAGCUGGGAGCGCUAUGUGGAGACACUUGUGGUGGCUGACAAAAUGAUGGUGGGCUACCAUGGCCGGCGGGACAUUGAGCAAUACAUCCUGGCUGUCAUGAAUAUUGUUGCCAAACUGUUCCAGGAUUCUAGCCUCGGGAAUGCAGUCAACAUCGUGGUGACCCGGCUCAUACUCCUCAUGGAGGACCAGCCAACAUUAGAGAUCAACCACCAUGCAGGGAAGUCUUUAGACAGUUUCUGCAAAUGGCAGAAAACCAUCCAGCACCGCAGCAGCUAUGGGAACGCAAUUCCUGACAACGGCAUUGCUCACCAUGACACCGCUGUGCUCAUCACAAGGUAUGACAUCUGCAUCCAAAAGAACAAGCCCUGUGAAACCCUAGGUCUAGCUCCAGUCGGUGGGAUGUGUGAACCAGAACGGAGCUGUAGCAUCAAUGAAGACAUUGGUCUUGGGACAGCUUUCACCAUCGCCCACGAAAUUGGACACACGUUUGGGAUGAAUCAUGAUGGUAUGGGUAAUGCCUGUGGGCCACGCACCCAGGAGACCGCCAAGCUGAUGGCUGACCACAUAACCAUGAAGACAAACCCAUUCAUCUGGUCCACUUGCAGCCGGGAUUACAUCACCAGCUUUUUAGAUUCAGGCAUGGGUUCCUGCUUGAACAACGUGCCCCUCAAGCAGGAGUUUGUGUACCCGACCACAGCACCAGGUCAAGCCUACGAUGCUGAUGAACAGUGUCGCCUGCAAUAUGGGGUCAGAUCUCGACAGUGCAAAUACUCGGAAGUCUGCAGUGAACUGUGGUGUAUGAGCAAAAGCAACCGCUGCAUUACCAGCAGCAUUCCUGCUGCAGAGGGAACCAUCUGUCAGACCAACACUAUUGAGAAAGGGUGGUGCUACAAGAGGGUAUGCGUUGCCUAUGGAACACGUCCUGAAGGAGUGGACGGUGGCUGGGGACUGUGGACACCAUGGGAGGAGUGCAGUAGGACCUGUGGAGGUGGGGUUUCAUCAUCUGUCAGGCACUGUGACAGCCCCAGGCCAACCAUCGGUGGAAAGUUUUGCCUCGGAGAGAGAAAACGGUUCAGGUCCUGCAACAUUGAUGAGUGUCCUUUAGGGUCGCGGGAUUUCCGGGAGAUUCAGUGCUCUGACUUCGACAGUGUUCCUUUCCGAGGAAAAUUUUACACCUGGAAGCCGUACAGAGGGGGUGGUGUGAAGACCUGCUCUCUGAACUGCCUGGCCGAAGGGUACAACUUCUACACGGAGCGAGCCCCGGCUGUGGUGGACGGCACACCUUGCAGAGAUGAUUCGCUAGACGUGUGUGUGAACGGCGAGUGUAAGCACGUCGGCUGCGAUCGGGUUCUCGGCUCAGACGUUCGUGAGGAUCGUUGCCGGAUCUGCGGGGGAGACGGAAGCAGCUGUGUGUCUGUUGAGGGCGUUUUCAAUGACUCCCUGCCUGAAGGAGGUUAUGAAGAAGUCGUCAAAAUACCUAAAGGCUCAGUCUUCAUACAUAUUCAAGAACUCAACAUUUCCCUGAACUACCUUGUGUUGAAAAGCAAAAGUGAUCAGUACUUUAUCAACGGGAAGCUCACCAUUGACACGCCACGAAGGUUUGAGAUUGGUGGAACCACUUUUCACUACCGGCGACCCACCGACGCACCCGAAACUCUCGAGGCCCUGGGCCCGACGAAUAUGACCCUCACUGUCAUGGUGCUGGUGAGGGAGGAGAACCCUGGCAUUCACUUUCGUUUCAAUCCCCCUGUGAGCCGGGAGUCACAUGUGGGAUUUGCGUGGCAUUACACUUCAUGGUCUCGCUGCUCAGCUCUGUGUGCUGGAGGUAAAUCAUCAGGGAGACGACUCCAUGGUCAUCAUUGCAAACGUUCUGUCUUUGUUGUGAUGCUGGUGUCCCUGUUGUCAGGUGUGCAGAUCCAACAGGUGGUGUGUAAGAAACUGGGUGACCAUUCUGUUGUCUACAACCACUUCUGUGAAAAGAGGAACAAACCCAAAGAAAAGCGAAGGUCCUGCAAUACUGAGCCCUGCUCUCCAAAUUGGUGGACCGGAGAGUGGUCGGAGUGCAGCCGAAGCUGUAAUGGCGGGCUUCAGACACGCGAGGUCUUGUGUAAAAGAAGGAUAUCUGGGGCAGAGGAAAAAGUCCUGGAUGACUCAGCUUGCAACCCCACACGGCCUCCGCUCACUGAGCCCUGCAAUAACCACAGCUGCCCACCAGAAUGGCUGGCUCUUGACUGGUCAGAGUGUACGCCCAGUUGUGGACCGGGUUACAGGCACCGUGUGGUCUUGUGCAAGAGUGGAGAGAGUGGAGACACACUGCCAGAGUCCAAGUGCUCCAAACAAGGGCGACCCACCUCCAAGGUGCGCUGCAAUCUGCAGCGCUGCCCGCCAUCUCAGUGGGUGACAGGACCCUGGGGCGAAUGUUCUGCCAAAUGUGGGCUGGGUCAGGAGAUGCGUUCCGUCCAGUGUCUGACACACACCGGUCAGCCGUCCAACGACUGCCUUGAGCACCACCGGCCCGCAGCAAUGCAGCAGUGCAAGAGCAAAUGUGACCUCAGUCUGCCCAUCAGCACAGACAACCCCGAAGAGUGCAAAGACGUGAACACGGUGGCCUACUGCCCCCUGGUGCUCAGAUUCAAGUUCUGCAGCCGUCCGUAUUUCAGACAAAUGUGCUGCAAGACCUGCCAGGGACACUGACCUGGACCCUGAGGAUCUCUGGCAACCACCUUUGGGGGUUUGAUUUCAUACAAAAGCACACACUCAGCGUAAACUCGUUUCUGUGGAUACUUUCCCAGUCCAGGCCGAACCCGGUCAGCUCGGCAGGCCACGCCGUGUCUGAGCUAAGUCCGACAUUCCACUGGAGGGCGAGCUGCUGAAACAGAGACAGAGGGAGGAGGAGAUUCUAUGUGAAACUAGACUUCUUCCGUUCCUUCAUCCUUCUUCCAUCUCUCCGAUCAAGCCCUCUGCUGCUCUACAUUGGUGCUACUUUUCUCUGGCCACAUCACUGAUGGCAAAGUCUAACAUCUGCUCUCUUGACAAGAGGAUUUUAUUGUUGUUGUUUAGCCAUUGAAAUGCUAUAAAGAAGUAAUCUUCCACGUAUUCUUUCUCCGUUGGAGUGUUAGGUCAGCUAAGGAAAACAAUUCGAAGUUGGGAUGGCAGCUGUCAUUUUUGAUCUUAAAAAAAAAUAAUGUGAAAAACAAUUGAACAAUAAGAACUUUCGAACUAAAUUAAACAGAAUUCACCAGAGGAUUUUUGGAAAUCCCUUCAGAAUGUAGUCCAUUUUUCAUACUUCAUUACAAACCAGUCCAGUUUAACAUGCUGUUGUGUAGCAAAACUGCUAUGAAAACUUGACGGAUUGGUGCUGCGUCUUAUUGAGGAUGGUCUGUCGCGGUGCAGAGCACUGUUUGUUGUCACAAGCUUAUUGACCGAAAGAACAAGCCAGCACGGCACAACCUCAGAAGAAGAUAGCUGAGCCACCUCGCUCAGGUUAACAAUCUGUUUUUAAAAGUGUAUUUUCUGCCAGCAUGUUUAGUGUCAAUUUGAAACAGUAUAUUGGAAGUGAAUCCUACACCGAAACAUCAUCAGCUUCAGCUCAGACCUCAGAAAGUACCCACGAGUUAUUUAUAUUUGAAUCUAUAAUGGCCAUAUUAUACUCUUGUAUCGUUUCCAUUCAUAUUAUCAUGUUAUUAUUUCUAUCUGAUAAUCCUUACUUGACCACUUGUCUUCACGCUUUGUUGUGUAUAUCCACUCUUGUCAUUUAUAUGUACACAGUACGAGUUUGCACAAAGUGUCAAAAGCCACAGGACCUGUUUUCGUAUUGUAUUUGUCUGUCUAUUGCUCUGGUGUCAGUUGUGCAUCACUACAGUUUCACGAUGCUAGUCAUGUGAGCAAAAUCAUUUGACUCACAUCUUCAUCACGUCAUUCACCUCUGCUCACAACUGCUGGUGUUCAUCAGUGCGUCAGCCCUGUGAGCUGGUGGAUAGAUGUUGGAGUGAAAACCACUUACCUCACUGAUUUGUCUCCAACACGAAAUAUGUCAGCUAUUUAUGGCACUGUCGGUCUGACUAACUCGGUGUGAGCAACAACACAAACACACACAUGACCACUAUGACAGGGGAGUGGUUUUAAGGGCAGACGUCAGUAAAUGAUUCACUCAUUUCUUCACCCAUUGAGAGACUUGCUCUUUUUUCAUCAAACUGCUGCUUCAGCCUUCUUGUGUAUCUUUGGAUCUGCUGUGUCAGAUGUCCAAGGUCAAUGUGAUGCCAGAUCUCCUCUUACGUGAACACAGUACACCUGCAGCUCACAAAUCGACACAUGCUUACAGUGUUUGAAAAAAAUACUGUGUUGGUUUUGUGGGCAUCCGUUGCAAUGUGCUUUUAUUUUUGGUGCUUAAGUUUAAAAAUGGUGCUUACCACUUGUUUCUGUCAGAAGUGUUUUUACAAGGAAGGACAGUGAAAAUAAUGAGAGCCACUCACCCACUGCAUUGAUGAUAAUAGAGUUAUGGUCCCAUUCUCCACAAACCUUAUUAAAUGCUGUCUUCCUUUUUUUCUUUUUGUUUAUAUGAAAGCAUUACGGAUACAUUUUCCAAUGUCAAAAAGGAGAGAACACCCUUCCUGCUGUUGUGAAUCCCACAUGAUGCAGUCCAAUGGCAAGCUUUAUUCACCAGGCUAGUCACCAAAUGUUUUUUUUUAACUUUUAAGAACUAUAACUUCACAAAAAAACGUUUAAAUAUGUUGCAGUUGCGUAUUUAGAUCAGAAAUUUCCCUUUGCCUCCUGGUGGCGACAUCAUGUAGCACGCAUUAAUACAGACUGGCUUAAGCUAAAAGAAAAACAGUCUGACCGGUACAGAUUGAUUGUGUCCAUUUUUGAUUUCUUGUCUUUCACUAUUGAGGGUCACACUCCGAUUAAGCUAAAUUUCCUCGAUUGAGAAACAUUUAUAAAUAGAUUUCAAAAAAAGAAAUGGGCCAUGUGCUUGUUGAGCGCUUUCAUUUCCUAAAUUUGCCACACGUUCUUUCCUGCCCGUCCAAUGUGUGUACGUGGUUUCGCUAUUUUUGUGAGGACAUUUUACUUUGUGGGGACAUUUUUGCCAGUCCCACAAGGUUUAGCCUUAAUUUGAGGAUACAAAUUUCUAAAUAACUGGGUCACUAUAACUCAGAUUUCAGUUUGGCUAAGGUGGUUAGCCAUGUGUUUUGGAUGGUUAGAUUUAGAGGGAGAGGCGUUAUGGCAAUGAGUGUCCUCACAGCAGUGAUGGAAAGAUGGAUUUCGUUUAAAUGCUCUUCCGGGCGAGCUCGUCAUUUUUAACAAAAAUGAUGUUGCUCCUGAAAACUUUUGAAGACUGAUAGACCUUGCCUAACCAACCACACAUUGGACAGCACCAUAUGUUUUUUACUUACGGAUGAGAGUCGCAAUUGAGCAUCAUUGUUCACCUGCACAUACGCUGUUGAUCAUGUUAAAUCGCUCCUCAAAUUGCAGUUCAUACUGACAAGUGAGCCACUUGAACCUGAGCAGACAAGGGUGACAGAGCUGGUAAUGGUUGUCAUGUUCUCACAUGCUAAUUAUAAUGUACUGUAUGUUAUCGAUGGUGAAUCUGUUGUCUC